This is a messenger RNA of Carassius carassius (crucian carp), 4576 nucleotides long. RefSeq names its product alpha-2-macroglobulin-like. The record is from RefSeq and is a predicted model, not a curated record. Lineage: Eukaryota; Metazoa; Chordata; Actinopteri; Cypriniformes; Cyprinidae. The coding region runs from base 64 to 4326 and encodes 1420 amino acids. Gene Ontology annotation, molecular function: endopeptidase inhibitor activity. The transcript is spliced from 34 exons. Gene Ontology annotation, cellular component: extracellular region.
CAUGCGACUCCUUUUAUAAGAGACGGCUCAGUUUAUGUCAAGACCUGGAUAUCACUCGUCAUCAUGGAUCUGAACAUUAGCCCCUGUUGGAAACAGCUCCUUCUGUUCUCUCUCCUUCUUGUCUGUGUCAAUGGACAAAUGUCAGGGCCAUCUUUCACAGUGACGUUUCCUGCAGUGAUCGAGUCAGGAUCUGAGGCCAGACUGUGUGCAAGUCUUCUCAAGCCCAAUGAAAGCCUUGUCAUGAACAUUUAUCUGGUUGAUGGUGAUCAGAGCACUUUACUGCUGCAGGAGAAAGCUGAGGAAGAGUUUCACCGCUGCUUUAACUUCAAGGCUCCUCUGAUAGAAGCAGAAUCUGUGCAGAAAAUGAAGGUAGAACUUCAAGGAGAGUCUUUAAAGAUGUCUGAAGAAAGAAAAGUCAUGUUCAGACCUUACCAUCCUCUGACCUUUAUCCAGACUGAUAAACCCAUCUAUAUUCCAGGACAGACAGUGAAUUUUAGAGUUGUUACCAUGGAUAAAAACUUUUCACCGCUUGAUCAGAAGUAUAGUACAGUGAUACUUGAGGACAGUAAAGGUAACAGAAUUGGUCAAUGGACAAAUGUUUCUUCAACAAGGUGGAUUCUGCAGCGUUCUUAUGAAUUAAACCCGGAAGGCUGUCAAGGAAUGUACAAACUGAAGACUUACAUUGGUGACAGGAUGAUCUCACAUGAUUUUGAGGUGAAAAAAUAUGUUUUGCCUAAGUUUGAAGUUACUGUGACAGCACCGAAGACAGUGAGUAUAGAUGAUGAGUCAAUGGCAGUUGAAGUUUGUGCAAAAUACACAUACGGGCAGCCUUUAUCUGGUAAAUCAUGGGUGAAAGUGUGUCGUGAUAUUCAACGCUUCUCUUACUGGGGUGAUAUACACAGUCCAAUAUGUGUGAAUGAAACCACUGAGAUGAAAAGGACAGGCUGUGCCAUCCAUACCUUAGAUCUAUCUGCCUUUUUAAAUUCAACAUAUGAGAAUCAGCUGGAAAAUUCUCUUCAUGUUGAAGCAACAGUGACAGAAGAAGGAACAGAGAUCACCAUGACAAAAUCUGGAACUAUUUCUCUCACUUAUGAAAUCGGCAAAUGCACACUUACUGACCUGCCCAAAACAUAUGAACAUGGAUCAGUUAUAGAAGGAAAAAUCAGACUCUCAAAUUUCAAAGGCGCACCAAUACAAAACAAAGUGGUUUAUCUUUUGGAGGGAACCUGGUCCUCAAAACUGCUCCUAAAUCUCACUACAGACAGUGAUGGACUGGCCAGCUUCUCUCUUAAUACAUCUAGUCUUCCUAAAGAAGACAUUACUCUGAUGGCAAGUGUGUAUCCAACGUUUCAUUAUCAUGGUUACAAAACACCAUACUUCUCUACGGACAGAAAAACAGUUAAUCUUUUCCGGCCUGCCACUCCAUACACCCCAUCAUUAAGUGAACUGAUUAUAGAAAAUAUUGAGCAACCAUUAAAGUGUGAUGCUGAGUUUACAGUGACCAUCAAGUAUUAUUUUAUUGGAGAGACUGCUAAAGACUUCAAAACUGACAUUGUCUAUAUGGUCUUGUCCAGAGGAGUGAUCGUUCAUCAUGGAUAUGAGAAGGUUGAAGUCAAGUCUUCUAAUGGAGCAGCAAGUGGCACAAUGUCAUUCAAACUGUCUGUUGGUGCAGAUCUAGCUCCUGCAGUGCAGCUUCUGGCCUACUGUGUUCUGCCCAGUGAAAAUGUUGUUGCUCAUAGCACAAAAUUUGAUGUGGAAAAAUGUUUCAAAAACAAGGUUUCUCUGCAGUUUUCUCCUGCUAGAGCAGUUCCUGGUGAGAAAAACACUCUUCAGCUCUCAGCUCAGCCUGGUUCACUGUGCGGCCUCAGUGCUGUCGAUCAGAGCGUCCUGAUCCUGAAGCCAGGAAAACGUCUGGAUACAGACAAGAUCUUCAAUAUGCUGCCAGUACAAUCAGUAUCAGAUUAUCCUUACAACGUUGAAGAUAAGAAGGAGUGUCUGGGAUGGCCGGUUGUGAAUCCCCGUCAAGCUGUACUGACAGACAAAGCCUAUGAAUCCUUAAAGAGUGUGGGUCUGAAAAUGGCAACAAAUUUGGCUUUGCGAGUCUCUCUGUGUCAAAUACAUAUUGUCUAUAGGAAGGAGGGAGAGGGAGACUCUUCAGUUGAAGUGACAGUUCGUACUGUCUUUCCUGAAACAUGGAUUUGGCAACUUGCUCCAGUUGGAGACUCUGGAUCAGCUCAGGUUCCUGUCAUGGUUCCUGACACCAUCACCUCUUGGGAGACGGAGGCCUUCUGUCUGUCCUCCGAAGGUCUGGGUCUGGCUCCUCCUGCUCAGCUGACAGUUUUCCAGCCCUUCUUCCUGGAGCUCUCUCUGCCUUACUCCAUCAUCCGUGGGGAGAUCUUUGAGCUGAAGGCUACUGUCUUUAACUAUCUGUCCAAGUGCAUCAUGGUUAAAGUGAUUCCAGCUCCUUCCUCAGACUACACUCUCAAAGCCUUCUCUGAGGAACAGUAUUCAUCCUGUCUGUGUGCUAAUGGAAGAAAAACCUUUAAAUGGAUCCUCACUCCUUCUGUUCUUGGAGUCUUGAAUAUUACAGUCAGUGCAGAGGCUGAGUCGUCCCAGACUGUGUGUGACAAUGAGAUUGUGAGCGUGCCAGAGAGAGGACGCAUUGACACAGUCACACGAAGUCUGCUUGUACAGGCUGAAGGAACUGAGAAGACAGAGACCUACAGCUGGUUACUGUGUCCAAAGGGCGACAGUCUCACAGAGGAAGUGGAUCUGAAUCUUCCUAAAGAUGUUAUAGAGGGAUCAGCCAGAUCUACUGUUUCAGUCAUUGGGGACAUACUGGGUCAUGCACUGACAAAUCUUCACGGAUUACUACGGAUGCCGUAUGGCUGUGGAGAACAAAACAUGGCUAUUCUUUCUCCCAAUAUUUACAUUCUGCAGUAUCUGGAAAACACAGAGCAGCUCACUUCAGCCAUCAGAGACAGAGCCACUGGCUUCCUUAAGAGUGGAUACCAGAGACAACUGAACUACAGACAUACUAGUGGUGGAUACAGCACAUUUGGACAUGGAGAUGAAAAUACAUGGUUGACUGCCUUUGUCCUGAGGUCUUUUGGCAAGGCACAGAAAUACAUUUUUAUUGAUCCACAAAUUACUCAGAGUGCAAAGAAAUGGUUAAUAAGCAGACGGGAUUCAGACGGCUGUUUUAUCCAACAGGGAAGACUGUUCAACAACAGAAUGAAGGGUGGAGUGAAUGAUGAUGUGACUAUCACAGCCUACAUUACUGCCUCACUACUUGAACUAGAAACUCCAGUCACAGACCCUGUCGUCAGUAAAGGUUUGUCCUGUUGUAAGUCCGUCAUUGAGGAUGUCAAAAACACUUACACCACUGCUCUACUCGCCUACACCUUCAGUCUGGCUAAAGACACAGACACUCGACAGCAGCUUUUCAAGAAACUGGAGGAUGUUGCUAUUUCAGAUGGGUCUCGUCUCCACUGGUCUCAGUCUGCAUCUGCUGAUGACUCUGAUUCUCUGGCAGUGGAGAUCAGCUCAUAUGUGCUGCUAGCUGUUCUCUCUGCUGAUUCACUCACUUCAGCUGAUCUGGGCUUUGCUAACAGGAUUGUCAGCUGGCUUGUGAAGCAGCAGAAUGCCUAUGGAGGAUUCUCCUCCACACAGGACACAGUGGUGGCUCUUCAGGCUCUGUCUUUGUACGCUACCAAAGUGUUCAGCUCUGACGGCUCCAGCACAGUGACUGUACAGUCAGCAGCAGACACUCACCACUUUGAUGUCAAUCAGGACAAUAAGUUACUGUACCAGGAGAAGCAGCUGCAGGACGUCCCAGCCAAAUACAGCAUUGAAGUGAAGGGCUCAGCCUGUGUGUCUGUGCAGGUCGCUCAGUUCUACAACAUCCCCACUCCUACUGAAGCUAAAACACUAAGCAUUGAUGCAAAGAUUGAGGGAGAUUGCAAAACACUGGGACAAAAUUUCCUUUUAAACUUCACUGUCAAAUAUCAUGGUCCCCAGGAGACGACUAACAUGCUCAUUGUGGAUAUUAAACUUUUAUCAGGAUUCACAGCUGACACAUCAUCGCUUACAACGUCAAUUAGUUCGGCAGUCCUUGCUCAGAACUAUGUGGAGCGAGUUGACACAAAAGAAGACCAUGUCAUAGUUUAUUUAACAGAGAUUCCAAAACAUAUUUCUAUGAAUUACAAGAUGCAAAUGAAACAGGUUCUUCCAGUGAAGAAUCUCAAGCCAGCAGUGGUCAAAGUGUAUGAUUACUACCAAACAAGUGAUCAGUCGGAGACAGAGUACUCCUUCCACUGUCAAUAAGGUCAAGCAUUUCAGUCCUGCAGCUCAUAGUAUAAUGACACAGAAUACAAAAUAUCUUUUUAAUACUGUAUGAGUAGUUAUUCUUAGUGGCAUUGUUUGAUUUCAGUUGCAAUUUUAUGUAUGCUUUUAUAUGUGUACUCAGUGGCAGCAGGCCAGUCACAAUUUUAUUUGUAAUUUGUUCUUAUCUUUUAAAAUAACUUGUUUGAACUUAUUAUGGAAAAUAAAGAUUUUAGAGAUUUUUCAUGCAUAA